GUCCCUAGUGUUCCGACUCCCGAGUCUGAACGGCUCGAGAUAGAUAGAAGGCUUGAUCGUACAGUCUUUCGAAAGUUUAUUUCGAGUGUUAUGUGCCAUAAUAGCGUAACAAAAAUUGUGUAGAACCAUGUUUAUAUUGGGUUCUCACUAUUAUGAGCCAAAGUUUUUAAGCCCGUUCGCUUAUCGUCUGCGUGUGCUGUAGCAUAUCCAUGUUCUUCGAGCAGACGUUCUUGCUCGACUAGCUCUGGUAGGUCGUGUCAAUGGCGUCAGUCAACAACACAAGGAUUUCCUUGCCGAAUUCAACAGCGGAACAAAUUCGAAAAGCCAGGAAGAGACAGCCAUCUGUUCUAAACGGAAUCACCAGCUCGUAUGAAGACAUGAACAACGAUUUCUUGUGCCCAAUAUGCUUCGAUAUAAUUGAAGAAGCACACAUGACACCGUGUGGACACACUUUUUGCUUCAAGUGCAUCACAACUGGCCUGGAAUACAGUAACCGUUGUCCAAAAUGCAAUUUCGUGAUUGAAAAGAAGGAGCAAAUCUAUCCGAACUUUCUGUUGAAUGAGCUUAUUACGAAGUAUAAGCAAAAGGCUGCUGACAAGAAACUGAAGUUGGAGGGCGAGUCUGACAACAUGAACUUGAAUGAUGUCUGCAAUAUGCUGGACGUUCUUUCGCAGAAGAAGCAUCAGUUGGAGGCUGACCAGUGCACAGAGUAG
This is a messenger RNA of Rhipicephalus microplus (southern cattle tick), 713 nucleotides long. Its product is annotated as E3 ubiquitin-protein ligase COP1. Gene Ontology annotation, molecular function: protein binding; ubiquitin protein ligase activity. The record is from RefSeq and is a predicted model, not a curated record. NCBI's taxonomy places the organism in Eukaryota, Metazoa, Arthropoda, Arachnida, Ixodida, Ixodidae. Gene Ontology annotation, biological process: proteasome-mediated ubiquitin-dependent protein catabolic process.